AUGUCAAUGAUGUUCUACAAAAGUACUACUAUCUCUAUGUACCUGGCUUCCAAACUAGUAGAGGUAAGCGUAUUGCGGCUUUGUUUGUGUGUGUGUGUAAAACAAUCGGGAGGAAGAAAAUUCUGAGCACAUCUACUCCUUUGUAGCGGUUUGGAGCCAGUGGGUCUGUUACACCCACAUCUGACCUGCAUAUUUUCAUUUUAGGAAGGCGGAACUCUGUGUGGAUGGGCAACAGAACAAGGAUACCCCACAUAGCAACAUAAUAAUAAUAAUAAUAAUAAUAAUAAUAAUAAUAAUAAUAAUGGAAAAGGCACAGACCAGCAGGUGCAGGAUGCUUCUUUGAGAACAGCAACCUGAGUGCAAUGAUGUUUGUAUGCUUGCUUUGUUGCUGAGCUGGUAUAUCUUGUAUUUUAAGCUAAAAGGUUGCUUCCACAUGUUAAUUUUUCCCUUGAGGAAAAGCAGCUCCGAUCGAAAUAACACCAGGAAUCAGCUUGGAAGGAUAGCAUUUCAUGCAUCUGUUGGCUUUUCCCUUUUGUAUCUUUUCACUUCACUAAAUGAUGAGGUCUACUGGUUCCAGACUUGCUGUGUAAUAUUGCACCACACAGCGGCUGCUUAUUCUCUCCGGAGUUUACUCCAGGGCACUAGGACGCUGGUGAAAGCAGAAUCUCUGCAUGAAUUGCCACGUCAUGGCGGCCAAAAACCAGCCGACCAAAGAGGGACAUGUUGCUUAGGAGGAGAAACGGUGCAGAUAAAAAUAAGCCUCCAUUAAAAGGAAAACCAAAAAUGCUUCGAAAGAGCAUGCCAUUUCAAGUAGUUUUUAGAGCGCUGAUUAGUUACUGCUCUAAGAAAGAAAGAAAGAAGCACCAACACUAUAUAGAAGGUAGUUAUAUUGCUUGGAUGUAAAAUGUCCUCUAAUGCAAUAUGAUGUUAGGCAGCUGUUUACACUAGAAAUACCUGUAUUUUUCUGUCUAUAAGACGCCCCCAUGUAUAAGAUGACCCCUAUUUUUUGAGCCCCAAAUUAAGAAAUAAAUAUUUUAAACAUUCCAUGUAUAAGAUAACCCCCAAUUUUAAACUUAAAAAAAUUGGGGAAAAACAUAGUCUUAUACACGGAAAAAUACGAUAAGUAGCAAAACUGCAAACAUGUAAGUACUGCCCCAUAUCAUUCCUGGAGUUUAUUCCCACUCCUGCUGCAACUGAUCGUGUCGUCUUAGUACGGUUCCCCUCUUCCUCACUCAGUUCCAUGCUAGAAAGAGAUGCAUUGUAAGCUACGCAAAAACAUUUAGCUAGUCUGCAAUACAUGUUUCCUUGUCACAGAAUUUGGACAUUUCCCCCAGCAUUCUGGAGACUCUGUAAAAACUUAGGCCAGAUUGGUAUUUAGGUCUGGCGCCACCUGGCGGUCAAUAGGCAGCACUGCAAGUUUGCAAAAAAAUGAAAUAAAGACUUCAAACAGGAAGCUACCCUCUUAGCUCCUCCCUUCUCCUUCCUUCUUCAGUUUCCCACUUUGCCUCGCAGAAAUUGGUCCUUUCUUCCUUCGACACCUGGCAUUCUUGGAGCAGGAAGGCAUAAAGUGGAAGCAGUGGCCACUCUCGGCUCCACUGCAUCUCUUGCCUUUGUAAGAAUACUUUGCUCUGUGUUUCUUUCAUUUAACAGGCCAUGUAUUUCAAAGGCAUCGAAGCCGGAAAGGUCCCUUAUUUUCCCCAUGCCGACAGUAUCAUCUACGCUGUGUCCACAGCCAUCUGCUUCCAGGCAGUAAGUGUUCAAUCUUUAGUUGGAAGCUGCUUGAUGUGUCUAAAUCUAUAAAUCACAGUUGAGUAAAAAUAUUUAGAAGCAAGGAGACAGUUUGACCCUGCGUACAAAGGUUGGUAGCCUCUUUCCUGUGUUUCCCAAUAGCAAGAUUGCCAGAGCUUUUUAUGCUGUUAGACGAGAAGACUUGCUGAGGCUUUCAGGGGAAGAGUGUGUGUUCCCGGAACAUGUAGCAGCAGCUGUCUGCUGACUUGAGCAGCCAUUGGACUUGAACCCAUCCCUUCCUUUGUGUGACGUUAAAGCUGUGGCUGGUGGGACUGUUCUUCUGAUUAUUUUAUUAUUACGCUGUCUGUUUAUGCUGUUAUGUUUUUUAUUAUGUCUUUAUUACAUUUUUUUAUUAUGGAUGCUCCGUAAAAUGUGUUCUUAGUGUUGUACACUACCCUGGGAUCUUUUGAUAAAGGGUGGUAUAUAAAUUGAAAUAAGAAUAAUAAGAAUAUGGUUAAAUUCAGAUUUUGUUGUUGUAGGCCGUGAUGGAAGUUCAAAACUUGAGACCUUCAUAUUGGAAAUUUCUAUUACGGCUAACAAGGGGAAGGUAAGUAACCAGCAGUGAUUUUAAUAGAGCAGUUGCAGAUUGCAGUUCUGUGAGAAGUUUGGUACUCUUUCUUGGGAGAAAGAUCGAUAGUCUGCUAAACGAGGCCAUCAGAAAGAAGAACCACCCCAAAGUAUCUUACUGGCUGUAUAUUAAAAAUAUAGGAUAGUUGUGGUCAGGAGAGCACCAUUCCUUUUGAAUUUCCCUGGUUUCUGCUUGUAUCUCAAGGUUUCAUUUCCAUGUCUAUUACCAACAAUGUUUCUUAAUUCAGGAUUAAGAAUGGAUAUUUGCAUUUGCACACCAUCACAGAUCCUGUGAUAUGUGGAGUGUAAACAUGCAUACAUAUUUGUGGUUGUGUCUUUAUUCUAACUUAAAAGGGCCAUCUGCAUUGGCGCUUCUGGAAGAUAAUUUCCAUUCUGACUUCUUUUUUAAAAAACAGUCAACUACUUACACAAAUACACCAUAACGCUAAAGCAAUCAAUUGAAAAUCGUGUCAUAUCUGACAGGCUUCACUCUUUGCAGUGAUUAGGGUAGAAUGCAGUUUGCGUGCAAUGCCCCAAGUUUUAAAUUAAAAGGAAGGGACAGGGUGGGUAGCUUAUCUGAACACAGACAUAAGUUAAAAAUGGAGAUAAAUAAAAAGAGAAGAAGGCAAACAGGGAAGGAGAAAUCUCAAGCUACCCAGGAACACUGUAAUUGUUAAUGCAUUGGACUUAACGCUUGGUAAGGUAUCAUAUUGCCACACUUCCUUUAGCUAGAAGGAGGAGCUACAGAAUGGAGAAGAGGAGAAAGAAAGGGAUUCGUUUGACACAGGACACAUGAGUGUGCACCACAUUGCAAGCUAUAACUGACAGAGUAAUGAGCCACACGAAAAGGGGUUGUUGUGAAUAUAUUCUCAGUCUGCAAAAGAUUUUGCUACGUUAGUCCUCAGAAGAGACAAUAUCCAAAAGUUCUCUGGCCACCAGAGAUUAGUCCAUUUGAACCAUUUAAGACAUUGGAGUUCUUGUAAACACUCAAAAGCUUUUAUAAAGUAAAUAAAAGUUACUUUCUGGCCCGUGUAUCUAGUAUGGGGGAGUUUUUAGUUUGGCCUAUCAGAUAGAUAUAUUGAUAUAUAGAUAGAUUUGUUUUGGUCAUGUUUCCUAUCAUAGAUCCAUAAUUUCAGACUCCGUUUUCAAUAAAACAAAGGCAAAAAAAGUCAUGAGUUUUCAUGACUUAUUUCAGCAGCGAAUGCUUUGCAGGAACCGAGUUUCAUUCAGAAUCAGAGUUGCCUUAUGCUCCCAAGUGAUGCAGUGUGCUCAACUGUCUUGUAUUUUCCAGGUUUGCUGUCAUGAACAGGAAAGUUUUGGAUGUAUUUGGUACUGAAGCAUCUAUGAAUUUCAAGGACUUCGUACCUGCGCUUGACCCAAGACAUACAGUGGCUCCACCAGAGAGGCCCGUUGAGCGAUCUUGGUAG
Molecule: messenger RNA, 3782 nt
Organism: Podarcis lilfordi (Lilford's wall lizard)
Lineage: Eukaryota; Metazoa; Chordata; Lepidosauria; Squamata; Lacertidae
Source: the annotation of a GenBank genome assembly